This is a messenger RNA of Colletotrichum graminicola M1.001, 1554 nucleotides long. Its product is annotated as glycosyl hydrolase family 43. Gene Ontology annotation, molecular function: hydrolase activity, hydrolyzing O-glycosyl compounds. Gene Ontology annotation, biological process: carbohydrate metabolic process. The record is from RefSeq and is a predicted model, not a curated record. Lineage: Eukaryota; Fungi; Ascomycota; Sordariomycetes; Glomerellales; Glomerellaceae. The transcript has a single exon. The coding region runs from base 1 to 1554 and encodes 517 amino acids.
AUGGUUGUCCUUCGCAACAUCUUGGCUGCGGCCGUGGGCUUCGCAUCCUUCGUUCUCGGCCAAAACUUCAACAAUCCCGUGCUCUGGGAGGACCUCGCUGACAACGAGGUCAUCCGCGUCAACGAUGCCUACUACUACACGGCGUCGACGAUGCACUACUCGCCGGGGGCCCCCAUCCUGCGCUCGUACGACCUCGUCAACUGGGAGUACCUCAGCCACGCCGUCCCGUCGCUGGACUGGGGCUCCAAGUACAGCUUGACCGGGGGCCAGCAAGCCUACGUCAAGGGCAUCUAUGCCUCCACCUUCAAGUACCGCAAGAGCAACGGGAUGUGGUACUGGAUCGGCUGCAUCGAGUACUCCGCCACGUACGUCUUCGUCGCUCCGUCGCCGACGGGCCCGUGGACCCAGAAGGCCAGGAUCGCCACGUGCUACUACGAUGCGGGCCUCCUCAUCGACGACAACGACACCAUGUACGUGGCGUACGGGAACACCCAGCUCAGCGUCGCGCAGCUCUCCAGCGACGGCCUGUCCGAGGUGCGGAAGCAGGUCGUGUUCUCGACCCCGUCCAAUGUCGGGACCCUGGAGGGCAGCCGGAUGUACAAGCGCAACGGCAAGUACUACAUCUUCGUCACCAAGCCGGCGAGCAGCCAGUACGUCCUCCAGGCCAGCAGCCCCUGGGGCCCGUACACCCUCAAGGCGCUCGCCCUGAGCGUGUCCGCGCCUGUUUCCGGGGCGGGAAACCCUCACCAGGGCAGCCUCAUCGACACGCCGGACGGCAAGUGGUACUACAUGGCCUUCAUCGACGCCUACCCGGGCGGUCGGCUCCCCGUCUUGGCCCCGGUCACCUGGGGCUCCGACGGCUUCCCGGCCGUGACCCUGUCCAACAACGCCUGGGGCACUUCCUACCCUUACCCGUCGACGCAACGCUCCGUGCAGUCCCCGCUCGGCACCGACUCCUUCAGCGGGUCGUCCCUCGGCCCGGCCUGGGAGUGGAACCACAACCCGGACACGAGCAAGUUCAGCGUCAACAACGGGCUGACCCUGAGCACGGCCACGGUCACGAGCGAUCUCUACGCCGCUCGCAACACGCUGACGAAGCGUAUCCACGGCCCCGUCGGGACCGGUACCGUGCUCAUCGACUUCACCAACCUGGCCGAUGGCGACCGCGCCGGCCUGUCGCUGCUGCGCCAGGACUCGGCAUACAUCGCGGUUGCGCGCUCCGGCUCGAGCUACUCCAUCGUCAUGUACAACGGCCUCAAGAUGGUCGCGAGCACCUGGGCCACUUCGUCGACGGGAUCCCAAGCCGCGAGCGUGGGCGUCUCACAGCGCCGCGUCUGGCUCCGCGCCACCGCCGACAUCAAACCGGGCUCCGGGAAGAGGGGCUCCUUCUCGUACAGCCUGGACGGCAACAACUUCGUUUCUUUCGGUUCCCAGCUCACCUUGAACAACGACUGGCCCUUCUUCAUGGGCUACCGAUACGGCAUCUUCAACUUUGCGACCAAGUCGCUCGGUGGCUCCGUAAAGGUUGUGUCUUUCACGAGUGCGGCAAGCUAA